AUGCUGAUGUUUGUUCAAUAUUUCGCCACGAAUAGAGGUGAAUUCAUUAACUCUAACAGACUGCGUGCAAUCCGAGAGGAAGCUGCAGAUCCAAGGGAUCAGAAAUCUACUCACAACGAAGUUAAUGAGCUUCGUAAUAAGAAUAAUAUGAUCAAUCCUGUCGAAAGUUUUACUAAAAUGAAGAAAGCAAACGCGGAGAUAUUUCCUAUGGUCGUCAAG
Paramuricea clavata is the source of this 219-nucleotide messenger RNA. The record is from the annotation of a GenBank genome assembly. Lineage: Eukaryota; Metazoa; Cnidaria; Anthozoa; Malacalcyonacea; Plexauridae.